This is a messenger RNA of Vombatus ursinus (common wombat), 4845 nucleotides long. It is a transcript of the gene FBXO30, whose product is annotated as F-box protein 30. Lineage: Eukaryota; Metazoa; Chordata; Mammalia; Diprotodontia; Vombatidae. Gene Ontology annotation, molecular function: ubiquitin protein ligase activity; protein binding; zinc ion binding. The record is from RefSeq and is a predicted model, not a curated record. The coding region runs from base 57 to 2306 and encodes 749 amino acids. The transcript is spliced from 3 exons.
CGAGGCAGAGGGGCGCGGGGCCCACAGCCGAGGCAGCGCCCGACGCCCAACUUGCCAUGAUGGAAGAGGAGGAGCAGAAGCAACAUUCGCACUGUGUGAAUUGUGUCAGUAGACGAUGCAUGGCAAGACCAGAAACUGGGAUUUCCUGUGAUUUAAUUGGCUGUCCGUUGGUUUGUGGAGCAGUUUUCCACUCAUGCAAAGCUGAUGAACAUCGAGUAUUGUGUCCACUUGAACGAGUGCCUUGUUUAAAUAGUGGUUUUGGGUGUCCUUUUACAAUUACCAGAAGUAAAAUUGCUGAACAUCUAGAAAUAUGUCCUGCAAGUGUGGUGUGCUGUACUAUGGAGUGGAAUAGAUGGCCAGUCAGUUAUGCAGACCGAAAAUCGUAUGAAAAUCUAAGCAGAGAUGUUGAUGAAGUGGAACAAUUAGACAUGGCGUUGGCCCUUCAGGACCAAAGGAUGCUCUUGGAAUCUCUCAAAGUUGCCACUAUGAUGUCAAAAGCAACUGAUAAAAUAUCAGAAUCCAAAGAACAAGUUCCAGUUAAAUCAAGUGUCCCUGAUGUACCACACACUAAUGGUUUGGUGUCUGUUGAUGGAGAAUCUUAUGGUGCACUCUACCAAGCUACUGUAGAAACAACUAGAAGUUUGGCUGCUGCAUUAGAUAUCCUGAACACUGCUACACGGGAUAUUAGUAUGUUAAAUACAAGACUAUGUGCUUCACCAAGUGAAAUAGAUGAAGAACAAAAUGCUACAGAAAGCUUGAAGAUUAAGAGCUCAAAAGACUCUGAAUAUCCAGAUGAAGAUGAAAUGGGAGCAGUUGGUGGUUUUGACCAUAAUGUCUCUGGUCAGAAUCCCCAGUCUGAACAAAAUGGCUCAAAUGAUUUUUGCUGUGACAUAAAUGAUAGUUUUGACAGCACUUCUGCUUUCUGUAAUGGCUUUCGUUUGGAUAAUAUGCAUACAGAAGUGAUGGACCAUGAUGAGGAUUUUAGUAGUGAAUCAGAUCUAUGUAAUUUAAGAAAUGGUGAAUGUGUACCUUCUGACGAAGCAUUGCCUACUGAUUCACUUUCAGUAGCAGCACAACUUGAGGAAGAAAUACAAUCUAGUACUUUGCCAAAUGGAACAGUUCAGCAUAUCCUCUCACCAGAUGACUCCAAUGGAGGGGAAAUACUGGAAAAUAAAGCAGAACAAGAAGGAUUAAGGAAUGUGGAUGUUCUUUCUUUAAUUCGGCCCCAGUCAUUUAAGUUCUUUUCUAGUUCCUGUUGGUUCAAAGCGAAGGAAGAUAAAGCAGUAGAUACUGCAGACUUGGAAGUUACUGAGGACCCCAUGGGCCUUCAGGGAAUAGAUCUAAUCACAGCUGCUUUGCUAUUUUGUCUAGGAGAUUCUCCUGGUGGAAGAGGAAUAUCGGAUAGUCGUUUUGUUGAUGUCUGUCAUGUUGACUUUGGGACUCAAACUUUUUCACUUCCUUCUGCAAUUUUAGCCACAAAUACAAUGGUUGGGGAAAUAGCUUCUGCUUCAGCUUGUGAUCAUGCCAACCCACAGCUCUCAAAUCCAAGUCCUUUUCAGACACUUGGACUGGAUUUAGUAUUGGAAUGUGUGGCAAGAUACCAAAUCAAACAACGUUCAAUGUUUACAUUUGUUUGUGGACAAUUAUUUAGAAGAAAAGAAUUUUCUUCACAUUUUAAGAAUGUUCAUGGUGACAUUCACGCUGGACUUAAUGGCUGGAUGGAACAGAGGUGUCCUUUAGCAUAUUACGGGUGUACAUAUUCUCAACGUAGGUUUUGUCCUUCAGCACAAGGGGCAAAGAUUAUACACGAUCGCCAUUUGAGAUCAUUUGGGGUUCAGCCAUGUGUAUCUACAGUAUUAGUAGAGCCUGCUAGAAACUGCUUGCUCGGCUUACAUAGUGACCAUCUAAGUAGUCUUCCUUUUGAGGUCCUACAACAUAUUGCUGGAUUCUUAGAUGGUUUUAGUUUAUGCCAGUUUUCAUGUGUAUCACGGCUAAUGAGGGAUGUGUGUGGCAGUCUGCUUCAGUCCCGUGGAAUGGUCAUACUACUGUGGGAAAAAAGGAAAUACCCUGAUGGACAUUCAUCAUGGCAGAUACGAGAAAAGGUAUGGCGAUUCAGUACUGCAUUUUGUUCUGUGAAUGAGUGGAAAUUUGCUGACAUCCUUAGCAUGGCCGACCACUUGAAGAAAUGCAGUUACAAUAUUGUAGAGAGAAGAGAAGAAGCUAUUCCAUUACCAUGUAUGUGUGUAACACGGGAACUCACUAAAGAAGGACGAUCACUGCGCUCAGUCUUGAAACCUGUACUUUAAAUGAUAGUUACUUCUUUUGCGCACAAUCACACCUACUAUCACCUCUGUGUAAUAUGUGACACUUUAUUAAUGUACUAAAGCAAAUGUCUAGCAAAAUCUUGUCACUAUGUAUAUAAUGUUUUGAAGUGACCUUUAUUUUUUAUAAAAUAAGUACAAUUUAAUUGGAAGAAAACAAUUUGCCUUAAUGUUUGAAACUUUUGAAACUUGCUGGACAGGAUAGUUUUUUCUAACUUAUGUUGGUCAUAUUUUUGUUGAAUAGGUAUUUAGAAUUAGUAUUUUUAAUGUGUGCACAUUUCAGAUCACAGAUUUUUUGAGUUUAAUACACUAACAAGAUCCUGACCAAAUGAUUUUGUACUUGUUUUCUGCAAGGUGUGACCCUUUGCAUUCAAAAACUGAAACAAUUAAGUUUGCAAUAUAUAUUUUAGAUUUUAAAAUAACUAAACUAUUUUAGUACUGCCAUAAAAACUGCGGCAUUCUUGUUCUUAGUACUUUCCUUUUACAAUUGUUGACACAUAGGUGACCUAGAAUGUAUAGUUUAGAAAGAUGUUAAGCAGUGUGAUCAAAACAUUUAUUGUUUCUUUAAAAUACCCAAAUGGUAAUUAAUUACUUUUGUGUAUUUGUAGGAGUCACACAGAAAGCAAAACUAUUUCUACCUAUUUUUGUAUAGCUAACACCAAACUUCAUGGAAAUAUGUUAUAGUUAACAAGUUAAAGUAAAAUCAUAAAAGAUGAAUGCUUAAAAAUCUUUGCAUACACAUUUACUUUAACUCAGAUGUUCAUGACAUUAAUUAUUUUGCUGGGUGUUUGAUAGGGUUUUAAGAGAAGUGGGUAUAUUACUUCUAAGACUAUUUGGGUUAAGAUCAAGUGAAGAAAGGUGGGGGGAACAUAUACCUCAUGUUAGGUUUGUGAAUUAGGAAUAUCAGAUGCACAAAUUUUAAAUAUUCAAAGGGCUUAACUCAUACAUAUUUUAUAGGCCUUACUCUUUUACUUUGGUCAAAAAAUGCCACUGUAUAUUCUAAGGGGCAUCUUAAAAUAUCAGUAAACAGUAUAUUGUCUUCAUAAGAUGACAACCCAUUAACUACAUAAAUGCAUCUUAAGCCAUUUUCACUAACCUUUGAAAACACUACUAGAUAGUUUCCAUACAGUCUUCCGUAACAAGAAAUGAGUAUAAUAUUUUUGGAUAGAAAUCAAGUAGUGUAGGAAUAUGUCCCAUGAACAUCACACUUGGAGUAUUUCAUUAUAGUUUUCAGCUUUCUGUGGACUGUUAUUGACCUGAUGAGGUUGAUGACUAAUGCCACUAUUUAGCAUGAGAAUGAAUGGAUCAGCGUUUGAGAAUAUUAACCUGGGAAGAUGGUGACACAUUUACUCUAAAUAUUUUGGGGGGAGCCACAAAUAAUUUCUGGCUCUUGGUACCUUAUGGUAGUGGUAAUUUGUCAUCUUUACACCUAUAAAUUCUGAAACACUAAUGUGUCUUUUUUCAUCUCCUUUCCUAUGUCAGAUCCUGAGUGUGCUAUAUUAUUACUAAGUUCUUUAUUUCCAUGUAUGGCAAUCAGGCUGGGCAAAGCAUUCCUUGGCCACCGGAAAGGAGUUCUGCAACAGUUAAGAAUUGUUUUUGCUGAAUUGGGCCCUUAUUGCAGUUGAAAAUAUCAUACAGCUGAAGAACAAUCAACUCUUUCUUUGCCAGUCAUUUUAAGUAGCAUAACUAUCCUCAUUUCUCAGUGCCUAUACCUGAUUUGUCAUAUGUGAGAUGCCGAGUUGUAUAAGCAAAUAUUAAGUUUUUAUGAGAAAUCAGAAAUGAAAAUAACAGAUAAUAAAAUUCUGCUGUAUAAAAUAUUGAAGAUAUGGAAAAGAAAGUGUAUAUAUAGUCAAGAUAACAGAAGCAUUCAUUUCCCUUUGAUUUUGUCAUGGUACGAAUUUAGACUGUUGAGCUUAUGGUCAUAAACCUCUUGUGUUGACUUAGAUUCCCAAGGUACAUUUUCUAUUUCAUAUAUCUGUUGUCACAUUAUCUCCAGUAACAUUUUUUUGUUUGUGUGAUCCACCAUAUUUCCAUGUUAUAAUUUGGUUUUGUUAUAUUACCUGUUCAAAUUCUAAUAAAAUUAAUAUUUGUUUCCCCGUUAUGUGGCUCAAUAACUUUUCAAAAACCUGAACAAUAUGAUUUGUCUUAUUUGAGGCAAUUUGGAAUUUUUCAUAAUUAAGCAUCAAGUACUGUUAACUCUUUAUCUCUGGUAUACAUCAUCUGCAUGCUGCCCAACUUACUCAUUGGCUACUUUCACUCUCCCAGGCUUCCUAUGCAGGUAUAUGCAAAAGCCUUUUUUGUUUUCCUUUUCCCUCCAUUGUUCCUAGGCAUGAAAGGGGUAGAGAGUUAAUAGCAUGAUUAUUUUCCAAACUUUUUUCUGAUGAUAUUAGGGACCUAGCCUUAUUCUAUGUAAAAACUUUUUGUAAGAUGUUUGUUGGAAUGCUUAUCUUUUUAUUUUGUUGUUUGGCAUAAGAUUGGGAUUUGAAAAGUGGUCAUUUAAAAGGAAGCUUAUUGGGGGGGGCAG